Anopheles funestus (African malaria mosquito) is the source of this 3337-nucleotide messenger RNA. RefSeq names its product bromodomain-containing protein 8 (gene Brd8). Bases 364 to 3249 code for a protein of 961 amino acids. NCBI's taxonomy places the organism in Eukaryota, Metazoa, Arthropoda, Insecta, Diptera, Culicidae. Gene Ontology annotation, molecular function: protein binding. The record is from RefSeq and is a predicted model, not a curated record. The transcript has 2 exons. Gene Ontology annotation, cellular component: NuA4 histone acetyltransferase complex.
CAGCGCCCUCUAUUGAUCGGGGUUUGGUAGAAAUGAGAGGGAGUUGUUUCUCUCACCAAGCUCAAAUUCGAGCAUCCUUCUCACCUGGCUGCUGUUCGGGCAGUUUUUUUUUCUCACCGAACACAUACGGAUAAUCGAGCACACGGAUUAACGAGUUGCUGUCGUUUUUGAGCGUGUUUACGUUUUUGCGGCGUUGGGCAACAACAUUCUAUAUUUCGGCGUUAAUUUUACUGUGAUUCGAAAUUUACACAAACUUAAAGUGUACUGGCAAUCGAAAACGUGUAAGCAAUGUACUGCUGGACCUAGUGCAUCAAAGGAAAAACUGUUUAUUUCUGUGCCAAGGCUGAAAAUCAAAGCUUAACCAUGAGUUCGAUACAGGAGCGCCUUCAGAUGAAACGGGUUCCGUUGGACAAGUGGUCAACGAAGGAGAAACUAUGCCUGGCAUCAUCCGUUGCGUGCAGUGGCGAUCAAAACUGGAUGUCGGUGAGCCGGUCGUUGAAGAUGCUGUGCAGUGGAAACCGACCGAACGAUUGGUUUGCACAAAAGUCCUGUGCUGCCCAGUACGGCAAGUUGCUGGAGAAUGUGGAAACGCCGAAACGAAAGAAACGCACCGCAUCCGAGCGGGACGGUGUUGCUGCGGUGGAAACACCCGGCGAAUCAAUACUCCGGAAGCUAACGCAGGAGCGCAUCAUCGAGCUGAAGAAAACGAUCCAAGAGGAGACGCAGCAGUACAUCAAGGUGAAGGAAGACAUCAUACUCAUACAGAGCGGCGUUACCGAUGAGAAAAAGUUACGCGAAAUGUGGAAACAGAUCGAGCAGGAAAAGGCCCAAAAAGAGAAGGAACAGAUACAGCACGCGCAAUGGCUGAAGGAGCGGGAGGAGAAAAAGCUCGAGCUCGAGCGUCAGUGGCGUCCGCUGUAUCCGAGUUCACCCACUGCUACCAAAGCACCGACACCGCCGAUAAAAUUUAAGGACGAAACCGACGACGAUAGCCAGGGCUCGUGCAAGUCUGGAACGUCUCCUUUGUUGACAUCGUUGCUGAAAAAUCCUGGCGAUGCGAGAAGUUCCGGUGCGCCGGUGAACUCACCAUCGGCUGGAGCACGCCCAGUGGCUUCACCUACAAUAACGAAUCUUUUAACGGGAAGCACAGGAAGCGCUGCCAAAUCACCUUCGGCGACGGGCAUUGCUGGGCUGGGAGGUGGAAGCGAGCUGGACGCUCAGCUUGGAGUAACGAUUAAGCAGGAGGCACUCGCCGCUUCGACUAGCGCAACCGAUGGAAAGGAACCGCUUACGGUGAAAGUAGAAGCCGCGUCAGGAAGCGUUGCAACGAAACCUGACGAAUCGAAUGCGACCAAAUCCGAAGCGUUGUUCGCAGAGAUGGACAGUGAAGAUAAUGCCGAUCCGGCGAAGGAUCUGAUGGAUGUGCUGGAAGAUCUAAUUCCGGACGAUUUGGAUGAAAUAUUGAAAGAAAACAGUGGCAUGAUACUGGAGGAUGUCGAUCUGAAGAAUGUGGUCGAUUCGAUAAUGGAGGAAGAUACGCUGAAAGAUAAGGACAUCGAUCUGAUGGCAGAAGCGGAAGAUGUUCAGAUGGCGGAAGUAGUGGAGGAAACUGUUGCCGAAACGGCUUCAAAAAACGAGGCACCCUCGGUGGAACGUGCUAAAUCUCCACCCGUAAAUGUGUCACCGGCAAUAGCACCAGUUGCAGUUCCGUCAGCAGCAGCUGCAGUGGACGCCACCAUCAAGCCUUCGUCGUCCAGCAUUGAGAAAGGGGAAGACACGAGUGGGGCAGAUAAUUUAGCUGAUGAAAAAGUAACAGUCGUUCCACAGCAGACCGCUUCCAAAUCACAGCCUGUUGUGAAGGAACAAGAGUGUGUUCCCGGCGCAGUCGAAACAAAGGUGGAAAUAAUCCCGAUUGAAGAUAGCACCAGUAAUUCGCCGGCAACAAAUGAUCCCUCCAGUGAUGAUAAUAAAGACACAGCGGAAGAUUCAAGCGGACAGGAGCAGCCGGAAAGUGUGAUAGUGGUGUCGGAUUCGGCCAAGGAGGAGGAAGAGUUUGAAGAUCGAGAAGGUGAAGUGAGCCCGACUGAUGGCGGUCCGCUCGCGAUCGAAGAUGAAGAUUCGGACGACAAACCGCUUGCUUCGCUGGAGGUUGGGACAGACACUGGUAAAUCGGCCCUGAAGGAUGAGAUGGAAUCAGUUAACAAACCGUUGACUGUUGCGGUAGAGCCGGAGAAACGUUCCAAUGAAACGAUUGUUUCACCGAAAGUUGAGAAACUAGAGGUGACAAAAGGUGACCCCGGUCCCUCGGCAUCGAUUGAUGAGGCAAAGGCCAAGAAGGAAGCGAUGGAAAAGCUAGCUUCAGAGUACGAUUUUAAGGAUGAUGUGGAACCGAUCGUACAGCUAUCGACCAGGAAGGUUAAGGAGGAGAAACACGUAUCGGAGGAUGAAGUGUUUGUCGAUGCUCAGGAAACGGUGGAAGAACCGGAGGAGGUAAAGGAAAUUGAACCGCCAGUGAAGAAACCACCCGCAGACGAUACGGCACUCACCGUGACGGAUACCGACGAUGAUUCAUUGAUCGAGAUGAAGAUCGGUAAAGCGAAGCGUGACUAUUCCCGACGCCGGCUAGCGGAUGAAGCACAGAAGCUCCGAGACGAUCUGGCCGGACAUUCACGUAGCGAGGAAACGGAAGGCCGAUCGUUACGGAAAUUGCGCGAUCGCGACCGUUCGGAAAGUCCGUUCGUGGUGCAGGACGAUGAACCGAACGAGAAAAUGAAACGCAGCUAUUCGUCCACACCGGUAAUGGAUUCGAUACCGGGUUCGCCCGCAUCGAGCGAGGAUCGGGAUUAUCGCGCCUGGAAGAAGUCCAUACUUGCCGUGCACUCGAAGAUUGCCUCGUCGAAGAAUGCGACCGCAUUUCAGAAACCCUUCCCAGACGAUCAAACGAUGGCCGAGCUUAUCUAUCGGCCAAUGGAUUUGGGGCAAAUAAAGCGUAACAUCGAGAACGGAAACAUUCGUACGACGGCCGAAUUUCAGCGCGACGUUUUGCUCAUGUGCACCAACGCGAUCAUGCUGAAUCGCGGUGAGGUGUGUUCACCGCAGACGGCCAACCAGCUGAUGCGGGAAAGCGUCAGUAUUAUUGAAAGUGGGAUGGAUCCGAAGGCGGUCAAGGAACGGGACGGUGACCGGAGCACACAUAAGCGUAGCUCGCGUAAAAGCACGACACGAAAUUCGUCUGCCGGAAGAAGCUAAUCCGGCAGUUGGCAGGUGGAAUGGCAGGGAGUUGUACGACAUGACGUUUAACACAUUUCUAUGAAUAAAGCGCUAUACAUCGAGUAAA